AUGGCAAAAGAAAUUAAAUUUUGUGAUUUUGGUUUAUUUCCUUGUAGGUGUCAAACAACUGCAUGUCUUGAGUCAAACUGUUCUUGUUUUCAAGGAGGAAAUUUUUGUAGUCCAUUAUGUACAUGUAAUUGUUGUAAAAACAGAAAAGAAAAUGAACAAGAGGUAUUGGCUAAAGCCAGAAAGUUGCUAGGUUUAGAAGAACCUCAUUCAAUUAAAAAUGAGAACUUACCAAUAGAAAAGGUCAAAAAGUCAUUACCAAUUAACAACGAAGUAACAAGAAAAAAAAUUGUCACAACUCAACCAGAAGUUAAUAAAAAAGAAAAACAAAUGUUAAUUAAAAAGAUUAAACAAAACUUGAAGAAUCAACCACUAAACGAUUUAUUUAAUAUAUUAAUUAAAGACUUGACAAAAAUAGAGAUAAAUAGAACAGAUUUAAUGAGUGAUGAAGAAUAUAAUGAAUUACUUAGAAAAGAACAAGAUACUGAAAUUAUAAAUCGUUCAUUAAAAUAUAUUAAAGAUUUAUUUGAUUGA
Entamoeba histolytica HM-1:IMSS is the source of this 531-nucleotide messenger RNA. RefSeq lists its product as uncharacterized. The record is from RefSeq and is a predicted model, not a curated record. The transcript has a single exon. NCBI's taxonomy places the organism in Eukaryota, Evosea, Mastigamoebida, Endamoebidae. The coding region runs from base 1 to 531 and encodes 176 amino acids.